UCACUUGCGCAUCACGUGGUGCCGGUGGCAGAUCCCAGUAGUGACGGCGGCGGCAGCAUCCCUCCUUCCCCGCCCGCCGCCUCCCUCCCAGCCCAGCCGCUGCUCCGGGCCAGGGGAAGGCGAGCCCAGGAGGGAGGGAGGCCGGGGCCGGAGCCCCUUGUCUGAGCGGGGAGCCUGAGCCGCGGCCCGCUCCCCGCCCCCCCCCCCCCAGAGCAUCUCCAAAGACAAAGGGAAGAUUCAUGUCCAAAGGGCUGGCAGAGAGCAGGACCGAAGUCACCAUGUCGGAGCUGGUCGCAGAGCCCAGGCCCAAGCCGGCCGUGCCCAUGAAGCCCCUCGGCAUCGGCUCCAACCUGCUGGGCUACAUCGGCAUCGACACCAUCAUCGAGCAGAUGCGCAAGAAGACCAUGAAGACGGGCUUCGACUUCAACAUCAUGGUUGUGGGUCAGAGCGGGCUGGGCAAGUCGACCCUCAUUAACACCCUCUUCAAAUCCCAAGUGAGCCGGAAGUCAGCCAGCUGGAACCGGGAGGAGAAAAUCCCCAAGACGGUGGAGAUCAAGGCCAUCGGGCAUGUGAUCGAGGAAGGCGGAGUCAAGAUGAAGCUGACCGUCAUCGACACCCCGGGCUUCGGAGACCAGAUCAACAACGAGAACUGCUGGGAGCCCAUCGAGAAGUACAUCAACGAACAGUACGAGAAAUUCCUGAAGGAGGAGGUGAACAUCGCCAGGAAGAAGCGCAUCCCGGACACGCGCGUGCACUGCUGCCUCUACUUCAUCUCUCCCACGGGACACUCGCUGAGACCCCUGGACCUGGAGUUCAUGAAGCAUCUCAGCAAAGUGGUCAACAUCGUGCCCAUCAUCGCCAAGGCCGACACCAUGACCCUGGAAGAGAAGAUGGAGUUCAAACAGAGGGUCCGGAAGGAGCUCGAGGUCAACGGCAUUGAGUUUUACCCGCAGAAGGAGUUUGACGAAGACCUGGAGGACAAGACGGAGAACGACAAGAUCAGGCAGGAGAGCAUGCCCUUUGCCGUGGUGGGAAGCGACAAGGAGUAUCAGGUCAAUGGCAAGAGGGUCCUUGGGAGAAAAACCCCCUGGGGAAUCAUCGAAGUGGAAAACCUGACCCACUGUGAGUUUGCCUUGCUCAGAGACUUUGUCAUCAGGACCCACCUCCAGGACCUCAAGGAAGUCACCCACAACAUCCACUACGAGACCUACCGGGCCCGGCGGCUCAACGACAAUGGCGGCCUCCCUCCGGCACCUCAUCCAUCAAAUGUCACCUCCUUCAAGGGCUUGGAAAAAUAAGUCCCAGAGACGCUAGAUUGAGCAGGGAGAAGGCGUCCUUCCUCCAGUGCCAGCUUCCCCCCGCCCCGCCGCUGCCGCCGCCACCGAAUGAAGGUCAUUUCCAGGCUGCUCCUCCUCCCCCCGCUGCCCCCCACCCCGGCCGCUCACCCUUCAGGGACGAGGUCUCUAGUGCUCUGCCAACUGUCCACCUGCCAAGCUCUGCCCACAGUGGGAGGGAGAGGGGCCAGUGCCGUCCUGCCUGCCCCCACGGGUCCCUCUGGGCGCCUGGCUCUGCUGGGCCAGCACCCUCACCUGCUCCAGCUUCUGCAGACCCAUAGCCAGCCAUUCACCGCCUUCUCCAAGGGAAAUGGCACCGAGCCCCCCUCCACCAGGCUUCCUGGGCCGCUGUCCUGGACUCCGGGAACUGGGAGGGCUUCUCCUCUGGUUCCUCACCUCCAGGGGUGAGCCCCAGCAUGGGGCCGGGGGGACCUGGCCCCUGUGUCAUCGGGUGGGGCUAGAUGGUACCCCAGGCUUGGCUGGCGCAGAGCGUGGCCAACAUCCCCCCCGCCCCUCCCCCAUGACGAGAAGCCCAGGAGGAGACAAGUAGCCUGAAAGCACAUUUUUCUUUAUCCUUAACUUAAAAAAAAAAAAAAAAAAAAAAGUUUAGAAAGCCCGUGAGAUGUGAAGUUGCAGAUAGAGCUCCCCCCCCCCAGUCUGUGUCCCUUAGCAAUAAGAGGAGAUGCCCGUCCCUCCCGGCCCCCGCCCCGAGCCCCCGUUAAUGUGAGUUUUGGCCUAGAUGGGCCUCGGGCCUGUAGAGCCCCGAUGCAUGAGUGUGUGUGUGUUGCCCGACACUGCCGUCCCGACCGGGUCUUCGGGAAACGCCUGCCCUUUCUCCAGCGGGGCACGGUGGCCCCCGAGAACCAGGGGCCCGGCGAGGGGCCCGAGCCAGCUGGCGGCGAUGGCAGCCCCGACCCACCACAAGCCACCCGCCACACACCGUGUCGACUUUGACUUUCUAUGUAUUGUUUAAUUCCACAAGACUUUGCUGUUUGAACAAGA
Antechinus flavipes (yellow-footed antechinus) is the source of this 2336-nucleotide messenger RNA. RefSeq names its product septin 3 (gene SEPTIN3). NCBI's taxonomy places the organism in Eukaryota, Metazoa, Chordata, Mammalia, Dasyuromorphia, Dasyuridae. The coding region runs from base 240 to 1298 and encodes 352 amino acids. Gene Ontology annotation, cellular component: septin ring; septin complex; microtubule cytoskeleton. Gene Ontology annotation, molecular function: GTPase activity; molecular adaptor activity; GTP binding. Gene Ontology annotation, biological process: cytoskeleton-dependent cytokinesis. The transcript is spliced from 12 exons. The record is from RefSeq and is a predicted model, not a curated record.